Penicillium maclennaniae is the source of this 6381-nucleotide messenger RNA. It is a transcript of the gene cch1, whose product is annotated as calcium channel protein CCH1. The transcript has 3 exons. The record is from RefSeq and is a predicted model, not a curated record. Gene Ontology annotation, molecular function: high voltage-gated calcium channel activity; calcium ion binding. Gene Ontology annotation, cellular component: voltage-gated calcium channel complex; membrane. Gene Ontology annotation, biological process: calcium ion import across plasma membrane. NCBI's taxonomy places the organism in Eukaryota, Fungi, Ascomycota, Eurotiomycetes, Eurotiales, Aspergillaceae. Bases 1 to 6381 code for a protein of 2126 amino acids.
AUGGCGCCGAAUAACCACAACCGUGGCCACGAUGAUAGCCCUUCAAGUACACAUAUACCCCUCCAGGAUCUCUCCAGACCCGAUGAUUCCCCCGCAGACGAACGCGGUCGAGGUCGCGCCAACAGCGCCGCGAGUGGGAUUUUCUCACGCCAGUCGAUGAUGAGGAGAGGGUCGCGAACCCAAUACCAGAGCGUCGCAGAGGAUUCGCCGGUCGAUUCACGUUCUGUGAGCAGAAACCCUUUUCAAGCGCGUGUCGAGGAGGAACAGGCUCCUGAGGACUUGGGAGCCCUGGCGCAAGCGAUGUCUUUUGGCAUUAGCUUUAAUGAGCCGCGUUCAACAAGCUCAGGGGGCCCUUCGGCCAUGAAUGGCUUUGACGAUGCUGCCUCCGAUCUCGAUAAUGUGCCCUUGGACGGGUACCACUCUCACGACCAUACUUACGCCCCUCAACAUGACGCCGAAGAUGACACUGCACGCUUGACCGACCCUCGGUUCCUUCAACCGAUCAGUGGUGUGGAUAAUGCGGGGGAGCGACGAGGUAGUGAAGGUGGUGCCUCUUCUAGGCUCGGUGAUGACCUGCCCCAUGUCGAGGAAGGUCGUUCACGAAGCAUUGGCAGCAGUGCCCGGUCCCGGUCUCUGUCACCUUCAGCGUCCAGCGGGCCUUUACAAAGGGCUAGUUCGAUGGUGAAAUCCAUGUCGCAACGUGUGGUUAAUCUGAGUAACGAGCCCGAAGUUGUCCAACAGUCGAUUGAUCGAGAGGAGCAUCACAAAAGCGCACGCCUGGAUGGGCCUCCGGAACUACCAGCAAUGUCAGAUUACGCACAUGAUCCUACUUCCCAGUUACCACCGAGAGAGAAGCGGGCGUCCAAGAACAUGUGGAAGUAUAGAAACAAUCCGUUCCGAGGCAGGUCCCUUGGAAUUCUCGGACCGAAUCAUCCGCUUCGCCUUUGGUUGUGUGACAUUCUCGUUCAUUCUUUCACAGAGCCUUUCAUUUUGGCUAUCAUUAUCGUUCAGACGAUCCUGCUGAUCGUAGAAUCUGCAAAAUCUGUCUUUGACCGACCAUUGGCUGUCUUAUGGGGCUCGAACCCCAUGGAUUGGGUCUUCUUGAUCAUUUUCGUUAUAUAUACCCUUGAGAUCGUGGCGAAAAUCUUGGUGUCUGGGUUCAUCUUUAACGCGGAGGAAUACAGUACAAUCAAUCGCUCUCUGGGAAUCAGGAAAGCGAUAGCCGAAAAGGGAAAGAAUCUCAUCACUCCGCAUCGACAGACGACCAAGAAGGUUUCAUUUCUGCCGCAGGAACCACAAGCGUCGAUCAUACGGACUUUCACUGGAAUGAACGCGCUGGAUGCUGAACCUAUUGAUGAUCCGCUUCAGAAACGCCGCGUGAGGCUUGCUCACCGAGCGUUUCUUCGACACUCAUUCAAUCGUCUGGACUUUGUGGCCAUUACUGCUUUCUGGAUAUCUUUCAUUCUCUCCUUGAGGGGUCUCGAGGUGGCGCAGCAGCUGUACAUCUUUCGCAUGCUGAGCUGUCUGCGAAUCUUGCGCCUCCUUGCCCUGACGAAUGGUACAUCUGUCAUUCUUCGAAGUUUGAAACGAGCCGCGCCGCUUUUGGUCCACGUUGGAUUCCUUAUCGGUUUCUUCUGGCUCCUUUUCGCCAUUGUGGGUAUUCAAAGCUUCAAGUCUAGCUUGCGCAGAACCUGUGUUUGGGUCGAUCCCCUGGGCCAGAGCAACUUCACUUCGAAUGACGCUUAUGGCACGCUUCAAUUUUGCGGAGGCUACUUGGAUAACGUCACCGGCCAGGAAAUGCCUUGGCUCGACGCAACGGGUAGCCCAUCAGCAACGAGUACUGGCGCGAAAGGGUACCUCUGUCCCCAAGGAUCAUUAUGCGUGGAAGGCGAAAACCCCUAUAAUGGAACGUUAAGCUUCGAUAAUAUUGUACAGUCGCUGGAGGCCGUGUUUGUUAUCAUGAGCUCAAACACCUUCACCGAUUUGCUGUACUAUACGACCGACAGUGACUAUCUUGCAGCAGCCCUCUUCUUUGCCUUCGGUCUAGUCAUAUUGAGCUUGUGGCUGGUGAACUUGCUGGUUGCAGUUAUCACCCAUUCAUUCCAGGUCAUUCGAGAAGAGAGCAAACGCAGUGCUUUCGCUGUCCAGAAACUUGAUCAAGUUGAAGAGGACGACCUUGCUGCACGCAAGGUCAGCGGGCUGAAGAAACUUUACGCCAACACGGACUGGUUUUGGAUCUGCAUUAUCGUUUGCGAUCUUGUCAUUCAGGCCAUGAGAAGCUCAACUAUGUCGGCAGAUCGUGAUGAUUUCAUCAACAAUUCCGAGACUGUCGUUACGCUUGUUUUACUCGCUGAAAUCAUUUUGCGAUUUGCAUCGGACUGGCGUGUAUUUCAUCGAAAGCGCCGCAACUGGUUCGACUUGUUCCUUGUGGUUGUAACCUGCGUUAUACAGAUACCCUCCAUCAGGAACUCGGGCCGCCCUUACAGCGUCAUGACUCUCUUCCAAAUUCUACGAGUCUACCGUGUUGUUCUGGCUUUCUCCGUGACCAGAAAGCUCAUCAUGGUUGUCUUCAGCAACGUCAUUGGUCUUCUCAACCUCAUCUUCUUCCUCUUCUUGAUGACGUUCCUGGUAUCUAUUUUUGCGACCCAACUUUUCCGAAGUCAAAUUCCUUCCACAGACCCGGAUGGAAAUUCUAUCACAGUCACAUUUGCCGAUAUCUACAAUUCCUUCCUCGGAAUGUAUCAAAUCCUGUCUAGCGAGAACUGGACGACCAUUCUUUACAACGUCACCGCAUACACUGUCCCAUUCAAGACUUCAUGGAUAUCUGCGGCAUUCAUAAUUCUGUGGUUCAUUGUGGCUAAUUUCAUCAUUCUCAAUAUGUUUAUUGCUGUCAUUCAAGAGAGUUUCGAUGUGUCAGAAGACGAGAAACGACUCCAGCAAGUGCGAGCAUUCCUCGAACAGCGCCACGUCGGCGGCGCCGCCCAGCAGGGAAACCUUGCACUCUCAAAAAUUCUCCGCCUAGGUCGAGAUUCAGAUCGUUAUAAGGACCCACUUGACCAUGGGCCUGCUGCACUUGAAAUGCUCCUGAAAGAUGCCGUCGUCCGAGAGUUCCUCGACGAAGAGGAAAAGGGAGAACGGGAACAAGAACAGGAUGCUCGACGACAAAAUGCAAUGCCUGAAGGAGCGGCUCAAGACACUGUCCAGCCUGGUGCGCUUUCACGGCUAUGGACAAAGGCAACUUCCCUCGUCAUGGGUCGCGAACCGAAUCCAUUCUACUCGAAGCUUCAAUUCUCCGCUCGUUACGAGGAGCUCGACCCUAGAACCAUGGCUAGAGAGGUCGUGUCUGCAGCAGAGGCGCGAAAGCGGGCACAGCGAGAGUACCUCGUCAAACAUCCCAACUAUAAUAAGUCGCUGUUCAUUUUCGCGCCGCAGGAUCCAGUCCGACAUUUCUGCCAACGGAUCGUCGGUCCGGGCCGAGGUAAUAAUCGAGUCGAGGGCGUGGAUCCAUACAAACCAGUGUGGUAUACAUUCUCAGCUUUCAUUUACGCGGCUAUCGUGGCAAUGGUGCUUCUUGCCUGUUUCACAACGCCCUUGUACCAGCGAAACAAUUUCCGCACUGAUCGCGAUUGGUUCACCUACACCGAUCUAGGCUUUGCCGUUAUCUUCACUGUUGAGGCGGCCAUCAAAACAAUCGCUGAUGGAUUCUUCUGGACACCGAAUGCAUACUUCCGAAGCUCUUGGGGCUUCAUUGACGGAAUUGUGUUGGUCACUCUUUGGAUCAACGUUGGAAGCUCUCUGAAGAAGGAUUGGGGUGUUUCCAGAGCUAUUGGAGCUUUUAAAGCUCUGAGAGCUCUGCGACUGCUGAAUGUCAGCGACAGCGCAAAAGACACAUUCCACUCCGUGAUCAUCGUUGGUGGGUGGAAGGUUGUUGCUGCUGCGGCCGUCUCCAUGAGUUUCUUGAUUCCCUUUGCCAUCUAUGGCGUCAACUUGUUCAAUGGCCAGAUGCUCAGCUGUAAUGAUGGCAAUUUUUCCGGAAACCUGACUGCGUGCGUCAAUGAAUAUGCCAGCUCACCUUUCAACUGGGAUGUACUUGCCCCACGAGUCGUGGCUAACCCAUGGUACAACUUCGACGACUUCGGCAACUCCCUUUUCAUUCUUUUCCAAAUUGUGUCUCAAGAAGGAUGGAUUGAUGUCCAAGAGACAUCGAUGAACAUCAUCGCGCCAGGCAUUCAACCCGGAAACAAUGUCGCUCCGGAAAACGGCCUGUUCUUUGUUGUCUUCAACCUGCUCGGUGCAGUUUUCGUCUUGACACUAUUUGUAUCUGUAUUCAUGCGUAAUUAUACGGAACAAACUGGUGUGGCAUUCUUGACAGCUGAACAACGAUCGUGGUUGGAACUGCGGAAAUUGCUUCGACAGAUCUCUCCCUCAAAACGGUCUUUCAACGAGAAGACGACGAAGUGGCGACAGUGGUGCUAUCGGAUCGCAGUGAAGAAGCACGGCCGAUGGGCACGGUUUGUCACUGGAAUACUUGUGGUGCAUCUGCUCCUUUUGGUGCUAGAAUUCUAUCCUGAGCCGGAUCUAUGGGAGACGAUUCGAUCUAUUCUAUUCUUUCUAUUCAUGUUUGUCUACAUUGCGAACGUGCUAAUUCGAGUGAUCGGCCUCGGAUGGCAUCGAUUCAGUAGGAGCUCUUGGGAUCUGUACUCUCUCCUUGCCGUUCCUGGUGCAUUUGCCACGACUAUCCUAGACCUUGGACUCCAUAAAUCACAGGCCGUUCUUGAGUUGAACAAGCUCUUCCUCGUUGCAAUUGCACUUCUACUGAUCCCCCGAAACAAUCAACUGGACCAGCUCUUCAAAACGGCCGCAGCUAGUCUGCCAGUCAUUGGAAAUCUACUCGCCACCUGGUUCGUGCUGUUCCUCGUGUUUGGUAUUGCGAUGAACCAAACUUUUGGCCUCACCAAAUUCGGCUCGCAGGAAAAUCACAACAUGAAUUUUCGAGAUGUGCCCAAAUCUCUCAUAUUGCUCUUCCGAUGCAGUUCUGGUGAGGGAUGGAAUCAAAUCAUGGAGGACUAUGCGACGAUGGUGCCGCCUCUUUGCACGUACGAUUCCGACUUCUUUGACGACGACUGCGGUAGUGCUGGCUGGGCUCGCUCCCUGUUCAUCGCUUGGAACAUUAUCAGCAUGUACAUUUUCGUGUCGCUGUUCGUUUCGCUCAUUUUCGAGAGCUUCUCCUACGUUUACCAACGAAGUAGCGGCUUGUACGCCCUUAGUCGUGAGGAGAUUCGCCGCUUCAAGCAGGCUUGGGCUACCUAUGACCCCAAUGGAUCCGGCUUCAUCACAAAGGAGGCAUUCCCACGGUUACUCGGGGAACUUUCUGGUGUGUUCGCGAUGCGCGUUUACGAAGGAGAAUUCACAGUCGGCGCCAUCUUAGAACAAUGUCGGGCUAACUCUCGAGACUCAAUGAGUUCGUCUGUGUACACAUCACAUACCUCAUUGCCCCUUCGGUCGCGAGAUUCAAUGGCCUCGUUGCAGCAAGGCCCUGUUGACCUCGCCGAAGGUAUUGAUAUCAAAGAGCUCUCUCGCAUCAUCAACCGCAUCCCAGUCAAAACCAUACAGAAGCGGCGCCAGAGACUGAACACCUUCUACGAGGAGGUUCUCGUGUCUGCAGACCCUGAGCGCGGCAUCUCCUUCCAUCAAUGCCUGAUGAUUAUUGCCCAUUACAAUGUCAUCAGUGACAGCAAGAGUUUACGGCUGGAGGAAUUCCUCCGUCGCCGUGCGCGACUCCAGCGUGUGCAGGAAGCCGUCCGGCGCAAUACGGUCAUUGGCUUCUUCGACACUUUAUACUGGUCUCGUCAAUUCCGUCGCGCGGUCGACAGCAAGAAGUCUAGCCGAAUGACCGCCGUACCGCAAUUAAUGGUGCCGGAAAUCUUUGUUGACGAUCCUGGAGACUCCGACGAGGGCGAGCAGCCCACUGGCACGAUGACACCGCAGACACAACCCGAGCCAGAUGGACCGUUCACGCCUAUGCUCUCGCCAUCAUCCACCUCUCGCCGACGGGCCGAGUCCAGCCCAGCUGCGCGCCAUGCCGACUUGCCUCGAAUCGAUACCACUAUGGUCGGCCGGGGGUCGGGUACAAGCACCCCAACGGAAUGGUCCAGUAUUAGCCCCUCACGUACCCCGCGCCACAUGUACGGCGAGCGCGUCUCCUUCGAUACCAGCAACGGCAACCGUGACCAAUCACCCGCGGGGACCGACCAUUCACGACAGAAUAGCGUGAUGAGCGUACAAGACGUGAUGACCUCUCUAGACAACUCCGCGUGGGGUGAGAGUAUCCGACGCAGUUUCACGCAGCGACGAUCGGGUGACCGAUCCUCCGAAUCAUGA